Messenger RNA from Prorocentrum cordatum, 1017 nucleotides. NCBI's taxonomy places the organism in Eukaryota, Dinophyceae, Prorocentrales, Prorocentraceae. The record is from the annotation of a GenBank genome assembly.
GCAGCCCCGGCAGAGCUGACCGCGGCGGCGCCGCAGCCGCGGCAAAGCGGAGCUGAGCCGCCUAGCGACGCUGCCCAGAGGGCCCGCGGCGCUGCCGCGGCAGCGGCGAGCGGGGCAGCGGGGCAGCAACCCGCCCAGCAGGCGCGAUUGGAGCAGUCCCAACCGCGUCUGUGCCCCUCGACGCCUCCCUCUAUGCUCGCUCGGGGGGUGCCCGCGACGGCGGGGCCGACGCAGACUGCCGCGCUCGAGCCGCGCCCGUGCCCCGCGACGCCUCCUUCGAUGUUGUCUCGGGAGUUGGCAUCGAGGGCGGGGCAGGCGCAGACUGCCGCAGGGCAGGGCGCGCAGCCGACUGACUUGUUCGCGAUGUUCGCGAGGGCGAUCCUGACCCAAACGGUGCUCAACCAAGGCGCCUUCCCGCUGUGCUCGAUGUACGCGUCGAUGCAGUGCGCGGGGCGGGCUCUCGCGGCCAAGUUCCGCAUCGCUGUCGAGCCGCAGACCCUGCUCAAUAUCGCCAUGGAGGAACGCAUGCCCGCCGGCCCCCAGUGGCCAGACCAGGUGUUCAGCAGCCGCCCCAGCCUGUUCGUGCAAACGCCCUCCUUGAACUUCACGCUGGCCACGUCGGUGCUGGUCACGGAUAGCUACGAGAACGCUGUCCGUCAGUCUCCCGACAGGGCGGGUGGACACUCACCGCCGUCGUGGCAUCGUGGGGGGCGCCUUCCACUGGCGCGGGCGCCCGAACGCCUACGCGCACGUUGCCGGCUGUGCACGCGGCCCGUGACGGCACCCUGCAAUGCCAGAACUCUUGGGGCGUCGGCUCGGACAAUCCUUAGGCUUGCGGACCCCACGGUCACCAAGGCGCCCUUCCAUAGAGCGUAUUUUUUCGAUCCCAUCGUCGAGGGGGCGUGGCGAGGGAUCGGGCGCGCUGUCGCCGCGGCGGCCCCCACCGCGUCGCCCGAAUGGGCGCAUCUGAAACCGUCUUGGCCUGACUCCGCCAGGGACGGCGCGCGAUUUCAUCUU